GCCGGAUUUCAAGUAGAAGAUAUUUCGUUCGACCCUAUCGAGGAAAUAGUAGAUGUCCCUAUUGAAAUACAUAACUUUGAUGAAUACGUUGCGUGCGACAGUGACAUUGCUUUAGUGUUCUUACUGGCAGGUACAUCAACUGGUGAAAUCGAUGCCUUUGCACAUGAUCAGAUAAUUUCUGUAGGAGGCUACCCAUCCCCUUUUCGUUAUGCUGGAUUUCCAAAAUCUGUAUGCACGUCAGUUAACAAUGUGGCUUGCCAUGGAAUUCCCAACGAAAGACGAUUGGUCGAUGGAGACAUAAUAAAUGUUGACAUUACCGUAUAUUUGAAUGGCUGUCAUGGAGAUUGCUCUAAAACAUUUCUUGUAGGAAAUGUUGACGAUUUGGGUGUAUAUUUGGUAAAGUCAGCAGAGGAAUGUGUACAGCAUUGCAUUACUAUAUGUAAACCUGGAACCCCUUUUAAUGCAAUCGGCAGAUAUAUAACAGAUUUCUGCAAUAUAAAAAAAUGUAAUGUGAUACAAGCAUUUGCUGGCCAUGGACUUGGGAAAUCAUUUCAUGAACCACCGGAAAUAUUGCAUUAUUAUAAUUCUGAACCUGGCUUUAUGCGUACAGGAAUGGUAUUUACAAUUGAGCCCAUACUUAGUCUUGGUAAGCCCAACGUGUAUGUAAUGGAAGAUGGCUGGACCGCAGUUUCUGUCGAUGGUAUGCGAAGCGCACAAUUUGAACAUACUAUUCUCAUAACAAAAAAUGGGAGUGAGGCGUUGACAGAAAUAAAUUAGUUACAAACGAGAUAAAGAUUAAAGAUUUAUCACUCUUAUCCAAAUAUAUAAGUGGCUAAAGCCUCGAUAUUAAUCAUGGAA
Messenger RNA from Bactrocera latifrons, 858 nucleotides. RefSeq names its product methionine aminopeptidase 1D, mitochondrial. Gene Ontology annotation, biological process: proteolysis. The record is from RefSeq and is a predicted model, not a curated record. The transcript is spliced from 3 exons. The annotation marks the transcript as partial. Gene Ontology annotation, molecular function: metalloaminopeptidase activity. Lineage: Eukaryota; Metazoa; Arthropoda; Insecta; Diptera; Tephritidae.